UUCCUUUUUUUUUUUUUUGGCAGCGCGGUCAUAUUUCCGUUUUUUGCGGCUUGACGUCGCGUCCGGAUCGGGUCGGUUCAGUGGCCUUAAUCUACUGUAGACGUGCGGGAUUCAAGCAUAGCAUCACGGUGCUCAGACCACUGGUCAUCUUGCUCCGUUGACCGAGGGCCACUUUUUUUUUUUAAACCCCUUUUGGGAAAGAGUGCUGUAGAUUGCCAGCUAAUGCGCAGCAGAGCGCUCGCAGUUCCAACAAACCGUUGACCAUGUCCAACGACAUGGUGCGCAAGGGCAUCGAGCUCGCCAAGGAAGCUACUGAACUCGACCGCCAGGAGAAAUUUGAAGAGGCCAAGCAUGGUUACGAAUCUGCUGUCCAGUAUCUCAUCAUGGGCCUCAAAUAUGAGAAGAACAAAACAACCAAGGACAUGAUCAAUGCCAAAUGCGGUGAAUAUCUUUCUCGAGCUGAACAACUCAAGGAUAAGCUCUCUGGCGCGAACAAAAAGAAGCCCGUCGUAGAAGGCGGGAGUGGCUCAGACGGUGAUUCGGAGGAAGACCCGGAGAAAAAGGCGCUCCAAACCGCUCUCGAGUCGGCCGUUGUGGUGGAAAAGCCCAACAUCAAGUGGUCUGACGUUGCUGGUCUUGAUGGCGCCAAGGAAGCCCUGCAGGAAGCCGUCAUUCUCCCCAUGCGCCUUCCACACCUCUUUACUGGCAAACGCCAGCCCUGGCGUGGUAUUCUUCUCUAUGGUCCUCCGGGAACCGGCAAGUCCUUCUUGGCCAAGGCCGUGGCCACAGAAGCCAACAACUCGACCUUUAUCAGUGUGUCUUCCUCAGACCUGGUCAGCAAAUGGCAGGGCCAAUCCGAACGAUUGGUCAAGACACUCUUUGACAUGGCGCGUGAGCGCGCGCCCUGCAUCAUCUUCAUUGAUGAGGUUGAUUCGUUGUGUGGAACUCGUUCUGAGAACGAGAGCGAGAGCUCGCGCCGCAUCAAAACUGAAUUCCUGGUGCAGAUGCAAGGCGUGGGUCAUAGCAAUGACAAUGUUCUUGUCCUCGGUGCCACAAACUUGCCUUGGGCCUUGGACUCGGCCAUCCGCCGUCGCUUUGAGAAGCGUAUCUACAUCCCUCUGCCCGACACUGCUGCGCGCCGCGUCAUGUUCAAGCUUAAUGUUGGCGACACGCGCUGCACCCUGACUGAUGCCGACUACCUCGAGCUGGCCGGCUGCACCGAAGGCUACUCGGGUGCCGACAUUGGCAUUGUUGUCCGUGAAGCCAUCAUGGAACCAGUGCGCAAGGUUCAACAAGCAACUCAUUUCAAGCAGGUGACCGGACCUGUUCACGGCAAGCCUGGAGAGAUUGCUCACGACAUGUGGUCACCGUGCAGCCCGGGCGACCCAGAUCCCUCCAAGCGCUGCAUGACCUGGAUGGAUGUCGAACCGAGCAAGCUACUGGAGCCUCCAGUAGACAUGCAUGACAUGCGCCGUGCCGUCUCGCACACCAAGCCGACAGUGAAUCACGAGGAUUUGGAGCGUAUUGAUCAGUUUACCCGUGACUUUGGUCAGGAUGCUUAGAGGCUGCAGUCAUGUAGCUUUGCGUGCCGUUCAGGGGUUUUGAGGGUGAGGGGGAGGUGUUUGUCUCAAUUUUUUUUUUGCACAAAAAAUCUAUCGCUUUUUUUUU
Molecule: messenger RNA, 1668 nt
Organism: Monosiga brevicollis MX1
Lineage: Eukaryota; Choanoflagellata; Craspedida; Salpingoecidae
Exons: 10
Coding region: 264-1562 (432 amino acids)
Biological process (GO): vacuole organization; endosomal transport
Molecular function (GO): ATP hydrolysis activity; ATP binding
Source: RefSeq, a predicted model, not a curated record